AGUUCGAUGUCGGGCGGUGUUUUAGGAAGACGGUCGUUUCGUUGUGUAGGAAGAAAAAUUGCACAAAACAUUUUUUGCACAAAAAAUAAUUGAAAAGUCCCAGUCGUUUUUGUAUGUGUUUAGUGAAAAUUUCAUUAUACAUAGUGUGAAUUUUAUCAUCAUUGAUGCGAUAAAUUGAGUAGUUAUAGCGAGUUUCUAUCGAUUGUGAUGUUUGGUUGGGGGCAGUGUCUUGCGUGAGUGACUCAUCAAAACUAGAAGAAUUUAUUAGGCACCUGGGAACAACCAGAAUUACUCCAGUUUCUUGGUAUUAAAUCCGAAUCGACGUCAUCUACCAAACGGAAAUACCAAAAUCGGAACCCAACACAACUGAGCUACCCUAGGAACAGGGAUAUGUGUAUUAGUAGCCAUCCGAAAAAAAGGUGUAUAAUCAAAGCUAAUUAGAAUUGACUCGCGUACACACAGCAGCAAACCACCCUUCUGCUUCUUCCGGGACAGUGAGCCGCAAUGGGAUAUGAUUGUAUGUAGCAGCACCUACGACCAGCCGGCAACGUGCUGAAUGGUGAAGUUGAUGUCAUUCUAGUUCGAGCCCGCGAACCGGCGACAACCAUACUAGCGCGUCGUUGUCGUUGUCGUCGUCGUUCCGCUCUCAGUCAGUGCCAGUGCGAAUUCAGUGGAGAUUGGUUGCGAUUCUGUCGGGGUGCAGAUUGGAUGUCUUGUGAGAUAAGUGUGAGAAGUUUUCAUACCGUAGGUUUAUGUUUCUGAGAAAAAAUAAAAAGUUAAUUUGUGCCACUACUGCCGAGCAGUGAGAUAUCUCGAAAAAGGUGAAGAAUGCCAGUAUAGCAGCGAUCAUUAUAAUAAAGUGAAAGUCUGUGAGGUUUUUGAAAGUGUUAAUGUUUACCGUACUAGUUCAUUCUACGGUGUGAUGUACGAGAAAUCUGUCUUGGGUCCUGCUAACUGGUAGCAAUAACUCAUCGUUUGCUAAUUGGUUCUACAAACAACGAAACAACUCACCACCGCCACUAGACUAAGCUAAGCAUAGCAGAAAUCAACGUACUAAUCACGCAAAAUGACCGUCACCUACACCGCCGAAGUUGCCACAUGUCGAGGCUUUGGCUGCUUUCUGAAGCUGCUGAUCAGAUGGCGUGGCAGUAUUUACAAGCUGGUUUGGCUGGACCUCACCUGUUUUCUACUAUUGUAUUAUGUUCUCAACGUCACUUAUCGACUAGCAUUAGACGAAAACCAGAAGAAAGUUUUCGAAGACAUCGCUCGCUACUGUGCCACCUAUAGUAACCUAAUUCCACUAUCGUUCGUGCUCGGUUUCUACGUCACCAUUGUGAUGACCCGAUGGUGGAACCAGUACACCAGUAUACCAUGGCCGGAUCCGAUAGCAGUAUUCGUCAGUGCCAACAUUCAUGGACAGGAUGAACGGGGUCGCGUGAUGCGGCGAACCAUCAUGCGGUAUGUGUGCUUGUGUUUCACCAUGGUGCUAAGCAACAUCUCGCCCCGAGUGAAGAAGCGGUUUCCCACGAUCGAUCACCUUGUGGAAGCCGGUCUGCUCAAUGAGAACGAACACAAAAUCAUGCACGACCUGAACCAGAAAUCCCCCCGACACUCGAAACAUUGGCUACCGAUCGUGUGGGCGGCAAGUAUUGUAACCCGAGCCCGGAAGGAAGGUCGCUGCCGGGAUGACUUUGCCGUCAAGACUAUCAUCGAUGAGCUAAACAAAUUUCGCGGACAGUGUGGUCUGCUAAUUUCGUACGAUACCAUCAGUAUUCCGUUGGUGUACACGCAGGUGGUGACGCUGGCCGUCUACUCGUACCUCCUGUUCUCGGUUAUGGGACAGCAAUGGAUCGAUUCCAAGGAACUAGGCAGCGGAUUAGUCAAUAGGAUUGAUCAGUAUUUUCCCAUAUUCACGACACUACAGUUCUUCUUUUACAUGGGGUGGCUCAAAGUGGCCGAAUCUCUAAUCAAUCCAUUCGGUGAAGAUGACGACGAUUUUGAAGUGAACUGGAUGGUCGAUCGAAAUCUUCAGGUAUCGUACCUGAUCGUGGACGAAAUGCAUCACGAACAUCCUACGCUGGUGAAGGAUCAAUACUGGGAUGAAGGAUUCCCACCGGAGCUGCCCCACACGGUUGCCUCGGCUGAGAUUAAGGAGGAACCACCGGCACCAUCGACCGAUAACAUCACGGUCAAUCGGAGACAGGCCGAAGUGAUCCCGGUGGUGCCAUCGUCGAUACGGGUUGACGAAAUGGUCGGUAAAAAGAGUCAAAAUGUUGACUACACAUUCCCUGAACAACAGGGAAUGCUCGACGACGAGGCCGAUGACACCACUAGCGGUAUCCAUUUUUCCGCCUACGAUAACAAACCGUUCCACCGAACCGCUCCGUCCACGAACAGCCUCGGUAGCGUAGUAAAUACCAUGACCCGUGUCAAUACGGUAGCGUCGGCUUUGAAGCGGUUCUUCAGUAAAGAUGACAGUGCCAGCAGACCACAGAGUGCCACACCGGAAUCACAGACUGGUCCGUUCAGAUUCCCGGGAUCGGCAAGUUCGUCUAACCUUGGCGGACAACGGGUACCGGACCGGGGAAGUGUUCGCAUCACGCAUCAGGUGAUUGAGGAGGUUGAUGAACAGCAGAUGACCAUCACAUCGAUUCAGGGUAAAAAUGAUGCCAGACCCAUGGCCGCUAGUCUGUGGGAACAAGGCCCUCCGAAGCCGGCUACUCAGCCGGUUAAUGUUCCAAAUCCAGCCUACAAACGCACACAAUCCGCUGUGGCCCACGCUCAGUAUGGCUCCACCGGUAUAUUCCCACCUGGUGGGGUGGAAGCUCAACUAAGCGCAUCCGCUCCACAGGGGGGACGCUUUGAAACGGAUUUUAUUCCUUUGGAUGGCCAGAGAGAUGACCCUCAUUUUAUGGACAGUAAAGAAUCGCACAAAACCGUCGAAGACGGUAUGGUCGGAGGCCACGACGAGGACUCGAGCGAUACAGAUGAGUUUGAAAUGUUGCGUCAAGCACGUGAGAGAGAACGUUUCGAACGUCAGAAGUUCAAGCUGGCGCGAUCCGUCAGUGGACUGGGUCCUGUGGAACCCGAUAUUUUAUUAGAAAAGCUAACCAAAACAGCUGAACAACAGCAGCAGGAAGCAGGUCCGUCCGGUACGGAUACACCCGACACUCACAGACAUUCCGGGGCGCCCGCUUCGCUGCAGCCAACUGACACCACCUUAUGAUUCUACGUUUCCGAAGAUGACAACGUGAUCGUGGUCAAUCUUAGGGAUGGAAGCUAGCAUUAGGAGAAAUUUGUGAAUCUUUUUGUCCCGGGAUGGCAUUGGCAUUGAGUGAUGUGAUCGAUUUGUUUUAUUUUUUGACAAUCAUUUGCAUGUAGGCUUUUUUGAACCAGUAUUGUAUCAGUUAAUAACAUUUAAUUAAUUAAAGUGGACCCCUAGCUGGAGCUAGCAAAAUCAUCUAUUCUCCUUCGAUCACAGCGUUUUUUGUUGUUGCACCGCCUACUAAUAGCGGAUUCGUUUAUUAUUCAGUUCCAACCUGGAUCGGGUAUCAAGAUUGGGUCUGCUUGUUUUCUGACAAACGUCAGUUUGCUCGUUUGUUUUUAAAACCUAGUUCAGGUUGAGGUUCACACUGACAAAAAGUUCGGUUUCGCACUGGGUUGGAACUGGUGUUAACCCCGAUAAUAAACGAAUUCGCUAUAAAUCGACUGUGAGCAUGCAUAAGGGCGAAUACGCGAUGAUCGAUUCUCUUCAUCUACAGCUAAGCGAAACAAUUUUCUAGAAUUUGUUCAAUGUUGUAUUGGCUAUCAAAAGCAACAGCAAACGCACCGAGAAACGUUAAAUCUAGCGAGUUAUUAACAAAAGAGAAAAUCGACAAAGAGAAUCGAUCAUCAUGCAUGCUCACUGUCGAAUCAUCUCUUCUUGACGAAUAUGCAUUGCGUUCGAAACCGUGGGAUCAAAAGGAACACAAGGGAAAACAGAUAUUCAGUGAUAUUUAUUUUAGCAUAGAAUCAAAAGGUAGUUGUAGGUAUUUCUAGACUUCUAAAGUACACUUGCAUGAUUUAGGGAAAAAAUAAAAACAAUUCGAUAUGCCUUCGAACAAAAACAAAUUCUGCCUUACAGAGCUGAUUUUAUUUUGCCAAAUAUUUCAAUGUGUCGCUAUUAGGCAGCUCCUAGAUUUUGGAAUUUUGCAUAGUAAAAGCGAAAAAUAUAUGUAGGCACACUGUUAGUAAAUAUUUCAUAUUAACAAUAUGAUCCAUUCAUGCCUUUUCCAAAUAUUGCAAUGGCGACCCGCAAAAUAUUGCUUUACGCACCAUCUAGCGUUGAAAAAGGUCAGCAACAAUCAUUCAAUUACAAUCGAGGGGUGCGAAUAUAGCACUUAUUACAAAAGUAAGAGUCACAUUAUUUUCAUUAAUUACUUUGUGUAUAUUACUUUCAAAUUUGUCUGACAUGUCACUGUUGUCAUCAAAUAAAAUAAUAUGCUGAAAUACAUUAAUUUGAAAUAUUAAACAAAUUUUCAUUUGGACUACCCCUCAUUUGGCCACAGAGGUGCUUUCAUCGCAAAAAAUUUGGUUCGCCAGCUAAGCGAAAGAGUGGAUCAUAUUGUUAAUAUAAUAUAUUUGCUGUUAGAUAGAAAAUACCAUCAAUGAACCAGUAUCCGCUCAAGCCCCAUAUACUGCUCACCUUUGUAAAAAAAUGCUAUUUUUCGGAUCAAUUGCAAUAGGUAUACACAUACCUACUGCCAUUUAAAAACCAUUAACUUUCAUUGGUUAUUAUUACUAUUCCUGAAAUAUGUCUUAAACGCUGGCCGGACUGAGCAGUUAUAACAUGUUAUAACUCUGUGUAGUCUGAACGUACUAUAAGACAUACUUUAUUGAGAAUCACAGUGCUUUUUUUCAGUUUGUGGUACACUGAAAAAUAUAUCGGUUUUUAUGUAUCAUCUGUAAGAGCUUCGUUAUCUGAGCAGAGCGAUAUUUUUUUCGAACCCACACACUUUCAUCUCGAUUUUUAAAUCAAGAUUUAAAGCAAAAUAAUAACUUCACUGUUUGACACUAAACUGACAAACUGACAGCUCGCUCCUAUUGACUUCUUGACGCAACAUCUCACUUAUACAACCUAGCUAGCGCAGCCCUGUAAAAUCGGUUUGUUUAUUAUUUUCAACCACGAAAUCAGCUGUCAAAGUGUUCGACUUGACAGCGGAUUGUUUUUUUAUUUUCAACCAGUAAAAUGCAUGUAUUAGUGAAACUUCUCACUAAUACUAACGGAGGUAGAGAACUCUAUACAAAAUGACACCGAGGGGCGCUAAUAAGGUGAUUUUCGCAAAUGUUAUCGUACAUAUUUAUAAAUAGUUCCAGUGCACCAGUGUUGGGUUUGGGUUCCAUUUUUAAUGCAGAUUACGAAUAUACAUUUACCUCAAUACCUUUAAAGAACCCAAUUAUCGCUCAUUUCAACAUCCUUUUACUUUGGUCUAGGUUAGGAUCUGGGAGGGAGAAGCAGACUUGAAAAUAUAUAAACUUAAAAGGGAACCAGAAUCAAGCAGUCACGAACUGUCAUUGGGAGCCAAGCAGUUUGAUUAUGCUUUUCUUACAGUUAAGAAUACACAAGAUUUUAUUGGAAUCUUGCGUAAUGUAAUUUAUAACAAUCGUUCGUUUUCAACUUUCUUAUUCAAUGAUACAUCGUUUUUUUUUUAAUUUAUCCAUUGAAUAUACUCAAAUCAAUAUUGAGAGAUACUAUUAACCAAGGUUUUUGUCAAAAUUUUUAGUGGCAUAAUAAAAAACAGAACAGAAAAGUAAAUGUUUACACUGCACACUGGACAAUCUCAUACAAUCACUUACACGCUCAAAGCAAAACAGGCUAUUUUGAUUUGUUUCCAAUGGCACAAAUUUUCAUGACAAGAAGAACAAGCUAUAAAAUAAAAUCCGUGUGUGCUAUCUGCUUCUCCCUCGCAGGUUAGGAUUAAUCUAACAGUAACGGGGUUGUCCACAGUCCCAUGUAGACAGUCUUUGAGAUGUUUUAGACCACCACACCUCGCCCCGCUCCCUACAUGGACAACCAUUCAUAAAAAACCAACUCCCCUCCUCCCUAAAACACGGACAUCCCAAAAUAAGAAGGGGAAAUG
Molecule: messenger RNA, 6119 nt
Organism: Ochlerotatus camptorhynchus
Lineage: Eukaryota; Metazoa; Arthropoda; Insecta; Diptera; Culicidae
Product: bestrophin-4-like
Exons: 7
Coding region: 1067-3226 (719 amino acids)
Molecular function (GO): chloride channel activity
Source: RefSeq, a predicted model, not a curated record